Aplosporella prunicola CBS 121167 is the source of this 4813-nucleotide messenger RNA. RefSeq lists its product as uncharacterized. The coding region runs from base 5 to 4813 and encodes 1602 amino acids. Gene Ontology annotation, biological process: error-prone translesion synthesis; double-strand break repair via homologous recombination. The transcript has 3 exons. Gene Ontology annotation, molecular function: DNA binding; DNA-directed DNA polymerase activity; nucleotide binding. NCBI's taxonomy places the organism in Eukaryota, Fungi, Ascomycota, Dothideomycetes, Botryosphaeriales, Aplosporellaceae. Gene Ontology annotation, cellular component: zeta DNA polymerase complex; nucleus. The record is from RefSeq and is a predicted model, not a curated record.
CGCCAUGAGCUUCUUCCGCUUCCGUCUCGACUGUCUUGAUCACUAUGAAUCCACGCCCACCGAGCUUGAUCCGCAGCUUCAUCGCAGCCUAGGCCAGACCUCCUAUACUGUGCCUGUAAUUAGGGUUUUUGGCGCAACGGAGACGGGGCAACGCGUCUGCGCUCAUAUCCAUGGCGCGUUGCCAUACCUGUACCUCGAGUAUGACGGCAGCCUGGAGCAGAAGGCGGUUGAUUCAUAUGUCCACAGCCUCCGCAUCUCCAUCGACCAUGCCCUUGCCGCCAGCUAUCGCCGGCAUGCGUACGACAAGAGAUCGUGCUUUGUCGGCCACAUUAGUCUUGUGAAGGGUGUCCCAUUCUUCGGCUACCAUGUCGGUUAUAGGUUUUUCCUAAAGAUUUAUAUGCUCAAUCCGUUACAUAUGACACGGCUGGCGGACUUGCUGCAUCAGGGCGCCAUUCUGGCUAAGGUCAUGCAACCUUAUGAGAGUCACCUGCAAUACCUCUUGCAGUGGAUGUGCGACUACAAUCUCUAUGGAUGCGCCUACAUUGACUGCGCAAAGGUCAGAUUCAGAAGCCCAGUGCCGGAGUAUCUUUGCCUGAGCAAUCCGGCGCACAAAUGGCACGACAAGUCCAUUAGGCCCGAGUGGUUGUCUGAAGAAGACCAGUUCCCGCGCCAAAGUCAUUGUGCAAUCGAAGUGGAUCUUUGCGUACAGGACAUCAUGAACAGAAACGAUGUCCGAAGCCGUCCUCUUCACCACGACUUUAUGGAGCGCUUCAACAGCUUUGCUCCAGAUGAAAAGCUUGUGCAUUCCAUGGCCAGCUUGUGGCGGGACGAGACAAUCAGACGGAAACGUAGGAUGGGCAUCAAAGAUCCCUCAAGCAGCCCAUUUCCUCCUGAGGUGCUUUUGCCAAUGUCGGCAGACUCGCGAAACCUGAAAGAGAGCGGCUGGAUUCAUGAAGAAGAGUACCGAAAAAUACUGGAGCAGCUUGUCAUGGAUGAAAGAGACAUGGGCGAUGGCAACAACGUGAGCUUCGAUCGUUUCCUCAAACCUGGCGCCGUAGGCAACAAUGUCAAGACCGCUCUUGAGAGUGUCGAAGAUCUGUUUCCUGAAAAGCUUGGAGAAUUCUACGCAACGCAAAGACCGCCCUCGCCCAAUUUAGCUUUUAACAAUGAUACGACAAGUCAACAUGCUAUAUCACAAGAUAAGGCCUGUUCAGAUGAAACCGCUUUCGGAGACCAGCCUCAAGUUCUGGAAGAGAAAAUCGAGGUUGAGCCCCAAAAUGGCAUGGGUUCUCCUUUGCAAUCAAAUGGCGAAUCUGGUAAAUUUCUCAACCACAUUGAUCAAAAACGCGGGGCGACUGUGGUCACCAACAAACCACGUAAAAGAGCAAAUUUCUCUGCCCAACCUUUGAGCCAGCCUUCCCAAAGUAGCAUCAAAGCCCACGGAAACCGUGGACCAAAUACACUAUCAUUCCCGGUUAUCAAAAACGCCCAUGAUUCUGAGACAGCCUCGCGUCUCGCCCACCGAAGUGGAUGGUCCAAUUCCCAGCAGACGGAAUCUGCACUAAAGUCUACUCCGUUUUGGCAUUCGAAGAAUAUGCUCCAUUCCUCGGUAAGAGACGAUCACCCGGAGUAUAGCGCUGCUUCGUGCGAGCCUCCUACACCGCCACAGAUUUUGCACAUGGCGGUGGAGCUUUCGCGUUCUUUCAAUGUUGAUUCAAAAACCGAUAUCUUGUAUUUCAGUCAGCUGCCACCCAGCGCUGAGAUGGUAGACCGAACGAUACUUGAAUAUGGGAAACCGCCAGUUAUUUACCAAGAAGCGUAUUACAGCGACGAAAAGGAUGUUCCUGAGCGACAUCGUGAAUAUGCUGGCCGGGAGUUCAGAUUAGGAAGUAAUACCACUCCCUAUCUUCCACCAUUUGAUCCAAUAGGCAACGCUUCCACCAAAUAUGGUGGAAAACGCAGAAAAGAGUGUUUGUUGCUUAACUGGGAGAUUGCAGUUGCGCCUCCGUCUUUCAAAGAGGUUUCGAAUUGGGUAAGGGGAAAAGAAGAAAGAGAAAAAGAAGGCAAAGAAAGCAAAAGCCCAGACGUUGAGGCGAUCAACGUUGACCUUGUGGCCAAACAACUUUCACAGGUCGACGGCCCUACUCAGAAAAACAAGCACGGAUUCAAGUAUUCCCAGAAACAAGCAUCUACCAACAUUCAGCACGAGACGCAGUACAUGAGCAUCCUAAGCCUCGAGGUUCAUGUAAACACAAGAGGAUCCCUUUUACCGGACCCAGCACAAGACGAGAUCUCCAGUAUCUUCUGGUGUUUUCAGGCUGACGAUCAAGAAAACGAGGGACCCCAAAUGGGCGUCCUGGUGCUUUCGAAUGACAGUGGCGUUGCACCACAGAUAGUACGACAAUUGUCCGUGGACGUACAAUAUGAAGAGGAUGAACUGAGCCUUAUAAACCUUCUGGUCGAUAUUGUCCGCAGGCUCGAUCCGGACAUCUUAAUUGGCUACGAAGUCCACAACAGCUCAUGGGGCUAUUUGAUCGAGCGUGCCCGAGUCAAGCUAGAGUAUGAUCUCUGUACUGAACUGUCGAGGAUGAGGUCUCAAGCCCAGGCUCACGAUCGCUACAGCAAGGAAGCUGAUAAGUGGGGGUUCACUCACACUUCUACUAUCCGAAUCACAGGCAGGCAUAUGCUUAACAUAUGGCGUGCUAUGCGUAGCGAGUUGCAAGACCUACUUCAGUAUACCGUGGAGAACGUCGCAUUUCAUCUACUCCAUAAGAGGAUACCUCAUUACUCGCACCAAGAUCUUACAAAAUGGUUCCAAAGCGAUCGGCCUCGUGACUUGGCCAAGGUCCUGAAUCAUUAUUUAUCCCGGGUUCAUAUAAACCUUGAGUUAUUGGAGGCUAAUGAUCUCAUCUCACGGAAUAGUGAGCAAGCCCGUUUGCUGGGCAUUGACUUCUUUUCUGUCUUCUCCCGAGGUUCUCAGUUCCGGGUCGAAUCGCUAAUGUUCCGAAUAGCCAAGCCAGAGAGUUUCGUUCUCGUCUCACCAAGCCGCAAGCAGGUCGGGCAGCAAAAUGCUCUUGAAUGUCUGCCUCUUGUUAUGGAACCACAAAGCGCUUUCUACAAUAGCCCCUUGCUGGUAUUAGAUUUCCAGUCGUUGUACCCUUCAGUGAUGAUAGCGUACAACUACUGCUAUUCAACAUGUCUCGGACGCGUCGUGGGCUGGCGCGGCCAGAACAAAAUGGGCUUCACAGACUUCAAGCGCGAGCCUCGGUUGUUGGAGCUUGUGAAAGACCAUAUCAACAUAUCACCAAACGGUAUCAUGUAUGUCAAGCCAGAGAUGCGCAAAUCACUUCUUGCGAAAAUGCUCAGCGAGAUACUCGAGACUCGAUUUAUGGUUAAGAACGGGAUGAAGGCCGACAAAGACGACAAAGCAUUCCAACAGCUGCAAAACAACAGACAGUUAGCACUGAAACUGAUUGCCAACGUUACCUAUGGUUAUACGUCGGCUUCAUUUUCAGGCCGGAUGCCGUGCUCAGAGAUCGCCGACAGUAUUGUGCAGUCUGGACGGGAGACUCUCGAAAAAGCCAUCGCCCUGAUACAUUCCGUCGAAAGAUGGGGCGCCGAAGUUGUGUACGGCGACACAGACUCACUCUUCGUCUACCUCAAGGGUAGGACUAAGGACGAGGCUUUUGAUAUCGGCGAAGAGAUCGCCAAUGCAGUAACGGACAUGAACCCUCGCCCGAUUAAGCUAAAAUUUGAGAAAGUAUAUCACCCCUGCGUUCUUUUAGCCAAGAAACGCUACGCUGGCUUUAAGUAUGAAUCUCGGCAUCAAAAGGAGCCUGAGUUUGAUGCCAAAGGGAUCGAGACCGUACGGCGAGACGGCACGCCAGCGGGGCAAAAAGUCGUCGAGAAGGCACUGAAGAUUUUGUUCCGUAGUGCCGAUCUCAGUGUGGUGAAGCGCUACUUUCAAGACCAAUGCACCAAGAUAAUGACGGGCAAGAUCAGUAUACAAGACUUUCUUUUCGCGAAAGAAGUCAAACUUGGCACCUACGCUGACAAGGGUUCCGGUCCUCCUGGUGCCAUCAUCGCAUCUCGACGCAUGUUGCAGGAUCCUCGGGCUGAGCCACAAUAUGGCGAGCGUGUCCCCUAUAUCGUCAUCACCGGCCCUCCUGGAGCCAGACUUGUGGACCGUUGUGUCAGCCCUGAAACGUUGCUUUUGGAUGAGCAAGUCGAAUUGGACGCUGAAUAUUACAUCUCUAAGAAUCUGAUUCCUCCACUUGAACGCAUCUUCAAUCUAGUUGGCGCAAAUGUCCGCAAUUGGUACGACGAAAUGCCAAAGGUGCAGCGUGUUCGUAACAUCAGCGCUCCUUCCGUUCGCGGCUUACAGCAAGGAGCGGGCACGGACGGGGGAAAUGUUUUAGUAGCCGGUCAGACAUCACGAAGGAUUCUGGAGAACUAUAUGCAAAGCUCUGCUUGUGUGGUCUGUCGAUCCAAGCUGGCUGCGCCUCCGCCGCACUCUAUAGCUCUUCCAGAUCCACCACUUCCGCUGUGUGAGCCUUGUGCCACAAACCCGGCACGGGCACUCCUAGCUUUGAGGCAAAGGCAGCAACGCGCAGAAGCACGGAUACAGGGGGUAGAGAUGGUUUGCCGCAAUUGUUCGGGUCUGGCUUUUGGAGAAGAGGUACGCUGUGAUAGCCGUGAUUGUCCGGUGUUUUACACAAGAGUUAGACAAAGAGUGACUGUCCGUGGAUUAAGAUUGGGUUUGCAAGGUGUAUUUCAGGCGCUCGAAAGCACAGAAAGUAUGUUAGACUGGUAG